AUGAAGAAUGCUACAGAUAUCCCGAUUCACGGCUGGGUCUCAUCGGGCAAAGACAGGGGUAGCAUUGAUAUCUUGUGGUCUUGCUGCGUAACGAUUGUCCUUUGUUGCUGGGUAUCUGUUUAUCCCAAUGUCGGGUCGCCGACAGAUAAAUGGUAUCAUUCCUUCAUUGAUAAGUUCAAUCUCUUCUGUAUCAGUAUCCUUGGCCCAGAUUUUCUCUUCGGGAUUGCUUUUGGUCAGUUUUCCAGCGCGAGGAGAAGUAUGAAGCUAUUCAACGAAGAUAAACGAUUGGAACAUGGCUUUAGAUGGACAUACACCUAUGCCUUUUUCGUUGAUAUGGGGGGCAUACAUUUGACAAGUCCGGACUUCCCCCAAGGAUUUCCCAUCAACGCCCAGCAGUUGCAUUAUUUGAUCAUGCAUAACCAUGUUGAUCCACCUGAUAUGGAAGCAAUGGAUAUUUCCGAGAGAAACUCCGCAGACACACUUUCUCGGCCUUUUGGUUUUUUGUCACGGAAAUCCAAAGAUUUCGCCAAGGUCUGCCCAUCACGACCUUGGAACUAA
Aspergillus terreus NIH2624 is the source of this 558-nucleotide messenger RNA. RefSeq lists its product as uncharacterized. Lineage: Eukaryota; Fungi; Ascomycota; Eurotiomycetes; Eurotiales; Aspergillaceae. The transcript is spliced from 3 exons. Bases 1 to 558 code for a protein of 185 amino acids. The record is from RefSeq and is a predicted model, not a curated record.